UGUGCUUCGCUCUCCGCUCUUUCAUAUCUCGCCUCUUGUGCAUGCCGGUAGACUAUCUCCACUUUGUACCUUUUACAUCCUUGCAGGUGAUCACUGGAUUCAUUUUCUGACCAAUGACGAUAGGAAUGCGAAACAUAAUAUAAGGGCGGAAGCACCUGCUCUUAUCUGCUACUUUCCGCUAUGGGUUUCAAAGACGCACUGGCGGACAUUUCACGAUAUCGUAAUGCAUAUACCAUUGCCUUGUCUGCAUCCAUGGGCUCUAUCUUCUUCGGCUGGGACACUGGACUCAUGGGUGGCAUUUUAACCCUGAAGUCUUUCCAGAGCUACUUUGGAAUCAACAUGAUGUCCGCAUCUGCUCAAGCUAAUUUCAAUGGAAAUAUUGUGUCGAUUAUGCAGGCAGGAGCUUUUUUCGGUGUCUUGUCAACUGGUUGGAUAUCCAGUCGCUUUGGGCGAAAACGAUCCCUAAUUGCCUCGGGGGUUAUAUACAUCAUUGGAAGCUUGAUACAGGCUAUCAUUGGCCUUGGAAGCAGUCGGGUUGUUGCUCUCCGACUUUUCUUUUUCAGCCGUUUCGUUUCUGGCAUCGGGGUCGGCAUGAUAUCUGCUUUGGCGCCCUCAUACAUAUCAGAGUGCAUGCCCAAGCACAUUAGGGGGAGGUGUACCGGACUUGUCCAGUUCUCUGACAACAUCGGGAUGAUGCUGAGCUUCUGGGUGAACUACAGCGCUUCUAUCAACAUCCCGUACAGCGACUUGCAAUGGCGAAUGCCUUUAAUAGUCCAGCUUGUGCCCGGCAUCCUGUUCGUACUCCUCAUGCUUCCACAGCCUGAGUCACCCCGUUGGUUGGUUGAGAAGGAACGUUAUGACGAGGCAGCGGGGACCCUUGCAUACGUUAUUCGAACGUCAGUCGAUGAUAAAUCCGUCCUUCUUACGCUGGACGAGAUCAAAGCGGACUUUACCGGCAAGCAGAAAUUAUCUUUGCUUGCCCAAUUCCGCAUGAUGGGAGAGUCGCGUCAAAUUGUGCUUCGUUGUUUGAUCCCCUCCAUAACCACCUUCUUCCAGCGAUGGACUGGUGCAGAUGCUGCCAACUACUUUAGCCCACAGAUCUUUGCUGCGCUUGGUAUUACCGGUACAUCAGCUGGCCUAUUUGCAACGGGGAUCUACGGUGUCGUGAAAGUCGUCGCAGUUGGUCUUACCUUAGCAUUUGCUGUAGACAGCUGGGGACGCAAAAGGUGUCUCUUCGUGGGUGCUCUGGGGCAAGGAUUAUCGCUGCUUUGGAUCGCCGGUUUCGGCGCUGUCCACCCGCAGAGCAAUAUUGUUCCCGGGAGUUAUGUGUCUAUCGUCGCCAUCUACCUCUAUGGUGUAUUUUUCUGUCUCGGCUGGGGACCUUUACCAUGGAUCGUGGCAAGCGAAAUCGCUCCCAAUCAUCUCCGUGCGGCCACACUUACUAUCGCAAUCUCCGUGAACUGGCUAUUGUCGUUCACAAUAUCGCGCCUGACGCCGGUGAUGCUGGAGAAGAUCUCGUAUGGAACGUUCCUGCUCUUCGGCGUGUGCUGCAUGAUCAUGGCAGCAUGGGUGUAUUUCUUGCUGCCUGAGACGAUGGGGUAUGCAUUGGAGGAUAUCAAGUAUCUGUUUGAGAAGGAUGUGAUGGUGAGAUCAUUAGAGGAUUCGCCUGGAGGACGCGUAUUCCUUGGCAGGAGGCGAGCGACGCCUGUGGAGGAGAUGAGGCGAACGGCAAAUACGCGUGGUUUAAGUAACACUACGCGGAAAGGGGACGAGGAGAGUGAGAGUGUUGAAGUCACCGAUCUGCAGAUUUGAUUUCCACCAAUUGUUGCUAAUAGUACAUUCAUAUAUCAUAUGGAGACAAAGGUUGAU
This is a messenger RNA of Suillus clintonianus, 1869 nucleotides long. Its product is annotated as general substrate transporter. The coding region runs from base 181 to 1812 and encodes 543 amino acids. NCBI's taxonomy places the organism in Eukaryota, Fungi, Basidiomycota, Agaricomycetes, Boletales, Suillaceae. Gene Ontology annotation, molecular function: carbohydrate:proton symporter activity. The record is from RefSeq and is a predicted model, not a curated record. The transcript has 4 exons. Gene Ontology annotation, cellular component: membrane. Gene Ontology annotation, biological process: carbohydrate transport; transmembrane transport.